GUGGGGCUGUGAGGUGGGAGCAGACAGAAAGCUGGUAUUGAUUCUUGCUUUAUGAGUUUUUCUCACUGUGAGGGAGUGUCAAAGAGGCAGAGGGAGCCAGCAUGGCCAAGCCUCUCCUGAGGAUACAGCGCUAUUUCUGCAGGAAACCUGUCAGAUUCUUCUCCCUCAUCCUCCUCUACUUGACUGCUGGGAGCCUCGUCUUCCUGCACGCUGGCUUCGUCAGGGACCGAGGUUCUGGGGCCCGAGGGAGCCGGGUCUCUGUCGUAGCUUCAGAGUCGGGCAACCGAGCCGCAUCAUCAGACACCCGAGGGCUCGGCAUCAUGAGCAGAGUGUUUAAGGAGACUCACAGGUCUGGUCGGAAACCUGGACCUCGGUGGAUGAGAAAGAGCGGGCACGAGAGCCACGGCACUGAGCGCAGGGGGGGAGACUAUACCAGCAACUGGAACCGUGCACUCAAAGGUCGCAAUGCCAAAGAGAUGGACGAUGGACGAGCAAAGUAUUUUGGCUGCUAUGUUGAUGACACUCAGAAGCGAGCACUGAGAGGAGUUUCCUUUUUUGACUACAAAAAAAUGACCGUAUUCCGUUGCCAGGACAACUGUGCAGAAAGAGGCUACAUGUAUGCAGGUCUUGAGUUCGGAGCAGAAUGCUACUGUGGCCACAAGAUUCAGGCGCCCAACACCUCGGAGAGCGAAUGCAACUUUGAGUGUAAGGGAGAGAAAAGCAACAUGUGUGGAGGAGCCAACAGACUGUCCAUCUAUAGGCUGGAGCUGAGCCAGGAGUCUGCACGCCGCUAUGGCAAUGCCAUUUUCAAAGGGUGUUUCCACCGGCCGGACAAUGUCACCGCAGCGCUCCCCUUCAGCGCUGUCAUCCAGAACAUGUCUGUGGACAAGUGUGUGGACAUGUGCACGGAGAGGGAGAAGUCGCUGGCAGUUCUGGCUGGAGACCGGUGUCACUGCGGCUUCCCAACGUCUCUCUUCUCCCUUCACGAGCUGGAGGACGAGGACAUGUGUCUCCACCGAUGCUCAGGGGAAGAGUUUGAGAACUGUGGAAAUGACAAGUUCUUUGUGGUGUACCAGACACAGGUUCAAGAUAACCGCUGCAUGGACCGACACUUCCUUCCCACUCGUGCGAAGCAGCUGGUGGCUCUCGCCAGUUUCCCCGGAGCUGGUAACACAUGGGCUCGCCACCUCAUCGAGCUCGCCACCGGCUUCUACACAGGCAGCUUCUACUUUGAUGGCUCGCUUUACAACAAAGGCUUUAAAGGGGAACGUGACCACUGGAGGAGUGGGAGGACAGUCUGCAUUAAAACGCAUGAGAGUGGCAGGAAAGAGAUCGAAGCCUUUGACUUGAGCAUCCUCAUGAUCCGAAACCCAUACAAAGCCCUCAUGGCAGAAUUUAACAGAAAAUAUGGAGGGCACAUAGGAUUUGCUUCACAGGCUCACUGGAAAGGGAAAGAGUGGCCUGAGUUUGUGAAGAACUAUGCUCCUUGGUGGGCCUCACACACCUUGGACUGGCUGACUUAUGGGAGGAACGUCCACGUGGUCCACUUUGAGGAUCUGAAGAGGGACCUUUUUGCACGGCUCAAAGGGAUGGUCCAGUUCCUGGGUUUGGAGGUUUCAGAAGAUCGCCUGCUCUGCGUCGAGGGCCAGAAGGAUGGAAACUUCAAGCGAUCGGGGCUACGCAAGCUCGAGUAUGAUCCGUACACUCCUGAAAUGAGAGAGGACAUUAACAAACUGAUCAGAACAGUAGAUGCUGCUUUGAAGAAAAGGAAUAUGUCUGGAGUCCCUGCAGAAUAUAUGCCAAGAUGA
This is a messenger RNA of Nematolebias whitei (Rio pearlfish), 1808 nucleotides long. RefSeq names its product WSC domain containing 2 (gene wscd2). The record is from RefSeq and is a predicted model, not a curated record. The transcript is spliced from 8 exons. The coding region runs from base 102 to 1808 and encodes 568 amino acids. Gene Ontology annotation, molecular function: sulfotransferase activity. Lineage: Eukaryota; Metazoa; Chordata; Actinopteri; Cyprinodontiformes; Rivulidae.